Naegleria fowleri is the source of this 399-nucleotide messenger RNA. RefSeq lists its product as uncharacterized. The transcript has 2 exons. NCBI's taxonomy places the organism in Eukaryota, Heterolobosea, Eutetramitea, Acrasida, Naegleriidae. Bases 1 to 399 code for a protein of 132 amino acids. The record is from RefSeq and is a predicted model, not a curated record.
AUGGACGAUUUGAAAUUAUCGUUUGAUGAGGAGUACAACCUCAGAGUGUUUGAUCCUGCCAAGUUUACCACAUCCGAGGCAGUGAGGCACAAAUCAGAAGAAUUCGCAACAAAAAUCAAGGACUUUCAAAAAUUGGUAUCGGAAGUGAUGCAAAUAUUGGAAAGUCAAGGAAAAACUAUUGAAGACGAAAAAUUAAAAGCAAUCGGAAUGAGAAAUUUAGUAAAAGGAGAGGAAGAUCGACGAAAGAAUCUUCUUCGGGAAUACAAUCAACUAAUUGCUGACAAACAUACAGAAUUGGAAAGAUAUGUCGACGAGCUUGAAUCCUUGAAAAAAGUGGAGCAAGAACAACGAAAGCUUAUUGAUAGACUUAGUAAUAAUGAGCCCACCGAAAUGGAUUAG